AUGAGGAUUCUCUGCCUGCACGGAAAUGGCAUGAAUGGGACACUAUUGGGGGUUCAGACCGCGGCCUUCAGGAGACUGCUAGGCGAUGGGCAUGAAUACACAUUCUUAGAUGGCCAACUAGAGUCGGAUUGUGUCAUAGGACUGGAGAAAGUCUCCAAAGGGCCUUAUUACCGCUGGAAUAUAGGGCUCGCCUCUUCCGAAAUUCUCGCGGCCCACGAAUAUAUUCGAACGGUGAUUGAAGAGGAAGGCCCAUUUGAUGGAGUGAUGGGCUUCAGUCAGGGCUCGGCCCUCGCCGCGUCGAUGCUCCUUCAGCACGAAAUAGACCAUCCCAAAUCCCCGCCACCAUUCCGCUUCGCCAUCUUUUUCUCUUGUUUCCUUGUGGUAAGUCCGGAUGCAAAGUUUGCGCAAAAGUACUAUGAAAUUGGGGAGAAGGAUCACGUCGAUGCAGCAUUGGAGGGUUUGCAUGCGUCAGCGCCGUCAAGCGAUGCCUCCGGGAAGCCAGGGGAUGGGAAAGGGGACAAGAAGAAAAAGGAGGUUAAAGGCCCAACUCAUAAAGUCGAGCUGGUACGCUCAAGUAAAAGGGCUGCACUUGUGACAGAGAUUGUCGAUGCUGUCGCAUCAUCGGCAAGAACUGGGACUUCGUUUCACGGCAAGGUUGGAACUGACUUGCCGGAGGAUGAGCGCGAAGGGCUUGAUGGAUUUCCGAGAGUUUUCCAUCCGGUGAUCAUGAGCGAGAGGAUUGAGAUUCCGACGGUUCAUAUCGUGGGGAGAAACGAUCCUUAUAUGAAGCAGACGGAUAUUGCUAAGAGACUUUGGGAGAAGAAGAGUAUGCGCUAUGUGGAGCAUUCCGGUGCUCAUGAUACGCCGAGGCUUGAAAUGGAUGUGAAGGCCGCUGUCGCUGCAGCACAGUGGGCGAUGCAGCAGGCAGAGUUGUCUCCAAAAAGACACUUCCAUUUCCACAGAAAAUAA
This is a messenger RNA of Venustampulla echinocandica, 969 nucleotides long. RefSeq lists its product as uncharacterized. Gene Ontology annotation, cellular component: nucleus; cytoplasm. Lineage: Eukaryota; Fungi; Ascomycota; Leotiomycetes; Helotiales; Pleuroascaceae. The record is from RefSeq and is a predicted model, not a curated record. Bases 1 to 969 code for a protein of 322 amino acids. The transcript is spliced from 2 exons.